Molecule: messenger RNA, 5342 nt
Organism: Amoebophrya sp. A120
Lineage: Eukaryota; Dinophyceae; Syndiniales; Amoebophryaceae
Source: the annotation of a GenBank genome assembly
CCGGGUCGAGCGGGCUUUGAGUGUCGCGCGGAAUUCGCUGCGCAGUUCAACGAAUAAUCGCAGUGCCGAGAUGGCCGAUCAGCUGCGGCUUGUGCAGCGCUCAUUCUCACCACGAAACUUUAUCCGCAGAUUCAAAGCCCAGCAGCAGCGACAGCACCAUCUGCAGGGCGAUUACCGCGUAGUAAAGUCCCUUCCUCAUUCCAAUUACGAUGAGCGACCCGCGCAUGCUCCUCCUCCUCUUGGAAGCCGAGCAGUAGCAACUACAGCAGAGUCCGCGACGAGACUGAAAUCCUCACCCGCGUUCGAGGAUCCAUCGCUGUAUGGCUUUCAGCAUGAGGGGUGUCACGACGGUAUUGAUCACGACCCCGAUCACCACGCUGAAAGUCCAGCCUGGAGGGCGGAUCUCUACACGGUAGGAGAUGCGUUGCCGACGAACCCGCACACCCACGAUAGUUCUGGCACGAAUGCUGCAAACCGAGGUAUUAUUGUGCAGGACGUCGACCAAGUAGCUAGUACAUCAAAGCCACCUUACGUGGCACUUGCACUAAGGGAGGCUGCGGCUCUGCGCGCUGCAGAACGGGAGCGCGAGCGUAGAGUUGCCCAGCAAAAGCAAGAGAGUUUCUUGCUCCGGUCCACCCGCGUUUCUCGUUCUCCAGCUUCGCGUUACGAAAGUGGAUAGGUCUUACCCCGCCCUCUUCUUGGCCGACGUGCAUCUAACUUUGGCAAAAGAUAGAAACGAUUGCUAGGGCAAGAUAAAGAAUGCAGGAAAUUCUGGUGCAUAACUUUAACUACCUGUACCUAGACUUCUGUGGUUAGUUUUUUACUUGUGUCUUCCUCCGGAAACUGUCAUACAAAUAACACAGCCAAGUGCAAACGAAAUCAAAUGGGUAUCAUGGCAACCCAAAGUCACAGAAAAAGGUAGGACUAUGCAAAAGAAGCGGAGGAGGAGCUGUUCACUAGCAUACGCGUUCGCGACCGGAGACACCAGCCGGCGCGACUAGGAACGGCCUAUCGUUGUUUGGGAAUUCGGAUUGUUUUUCAUCUCAGCACCAUCAAGAGCAGCACGAGGUGCUUGCACCGGGAAAGAACUUGGAGCCCCAAACGCGAAGAAGUUGCAGCAGUAGAAGGAACCGCCUUGACCCGGUUUUUUUACCGCCCAACUCGUCGCCCCAGUCAGCUUCUUCUCACGAAGGAAGCCUUACUGUGAGCGUUGGCGCGCAAGGGUCGACAGAGCGAGUCAAUCUAAAGCGGUGGCGUCCAACCGACGGUACGCACGGCUUGAGCAGUCGUUCAGCGACUUCCGCCUCCGUACAUGCAUCCGUUUCCGGCACAACACUGCCAGCGCGAAGUGGCUCUCAACGUCGAGAGGGGCCGCCUCGCAGUGAAGUUGCAAUGCCCAAAACUACUUCCGAGCUCCUAGAAGAGCGCAGUCGUCCGAGAGAUCAUGAGGAGAGGAAGCAUCUUUUCUUGUCCAAGCCGCGACGGCCAUCACAACUGCAACUCUCUGCACACGAUGACGACUCGCAUGCGCAUUACAUAGAAGACGACCACCACGCAACCUCCUCAAAGACGCGACUGCGGACCGCUCCCCUGUUUGGGCACAAUCAUGCCAAUGGACCAGCUGUUUUCGGCCCGGUACAAGUGUUUUUUUUAUGUAACGCUGAAGGACAAGGCUUAGCCAGUUUCCGAAGCAUAGUUCUGUCGAAGAAGUAAGUAGCACUGCAGCUCCUCUAACUGACUCCGUUGCAGAAUCUUACGGAGAGAUUCGGAUCGUGCGCGGGCUAGUUAUUGACGUCCGUUUUGGCGUCGAUAGUCUCAACAAGCAUGAUGGGUAUCCAUUGAAAAUAGUACGCAGGGAUCGAUAAAUUUAUAUUCAUGACGAACGGGCGUACGCGUAGAAUUGAUUUGAUUCCAUCUGUAAACAGCCCCAGCUAUUUUACCCGCACGCGCACUUUGGUGUGGAUCCAGCCGCUUCUAUCUCCGAGAGCGAACAUGCCGUAACCACCUGUACUGGCGGGGUGGAAGAUUCAUCGAAUUUCGCGAACGUGCCAAGAUUCACGACUCAGCGAGGCUCCUUCUCUGCAUCUGCUUUCGCGCAAACACGGCCGCCCGACGCAGCAGAGAAGACACCUCUCUCGGAAAAGGCUGUUGACCACAAACACGCUUUUUUUCGGUCGAUGAGCUGCAGCGAAGAAAACGAAGGAACAAGAAGUGCGAGCUCAAGCAGCUCUACAGUCGGUAACUUCAUCUCCACUUCCAGCAAAAACUUCGGCAGCGAGGCGGGGUGCGCGAAAUCGUUACCACGUCCGUCAUCUGCGUCCACCCGGCGAGAAAGUUCUUCCUUGACGUUUCAGUUGCAGAUGCUCCGCCCGCAAGAGAAGGAACAGAACAGCGAAGGGCGCCGCGGCAGUGAUGCUGAAGCUGAUGGAGGAACAGCGCACCAAGUAACCAACGGGCUCCAGGAGCAUUUGGAAGCCGUCCAGUCAUCCUCCCUAACAAUUCAGGAGCUGCAGGCGGAAAGCAAUCGGCUGAAGUUCGCGCGCAGGCAGGACCAGGACACCAUUGUGAAACUGCGGGCAGAGCUCUCUUGUCUUCGACAACAGCAAAAAGUGAAAGAGCAAGCAACUACGGAAGCUCCCCCUGCGAGUGCUAGCGUGGAACGACCUAACGCAGCAAACAAACCAGAACGAGCGAGCGCCGCAGGUACAGAUGGCAAUAGCUUUUUUUCUGAGCUGCCUGCUGGUGGACCACGACCAGCGAGUCAAGGUCACGGGCACGGUCAGCCCGCGUUUGGUUCCAAGCUCCUUUCCACACAGGAGUUGCUGGAGCACGUAAAACGCGAGCGCGCGAAUACUGCCGAAACGACGACUAACGGCGUAUUACCAUCUCGCGAAGUCGUCCCGGAUGGCCCCGUCGACGUCACUUCUGAGUUCCAGUGCGGUACUACCAGCAGGGACGGCACGACUACUACUGGCAUAGUGCCAUGCGGCCGGCGGGAGGAAAAGAACGAAACUCCGCUACAGCUGCUCGAGAUAGAAAAGAACGAAAAAAUUACCCUGAAAAGAAAAAUAGUUUCGCUUUCGGAAGAAUUAGCGGAAAAAAACCGGGAAAAGGAACACGUGGAGAGCACGUGGGCGAAGCAGAUUGCGGCCCUUCGCGACGUGCUGCGAGCAAAGAGCCUAGAACUCGAGGGAAAAACGCAAUUGCACGUAAAAGCCGAGUCCAGUUUUGUUCGCAUCUCCACGCUGCUGCGGAACCUAGCAUGUAGCGGCGGUUCUGGUAGUUGUUCGAACUACUCGCAGAGGACUAGCAAUGGUCACGGUAUAAUAUCCUCAUCGGAUGCCUGCACACACAGCAUAGAACUGCAAGAUCAUCAACUUUCCAGAAUGCCUGCGCCGGCGCCGUCGAUCGAGACCAACGACAAAGAAACAACAAGCAUGAACGGUUUGGGAUGCGAGAACUCUGUGGCCGGCACCGGCGCAGUGGUCCGGUCUACUGUAAACGAGUUGGUCGAACUAGUCUUGGAGGGAUGUUGUGUUGCUGCUCCAGGGGAAACUGAGGCAUCGUCCGGAGACCGUGAAACUACAAGGGAUCAACUGUUAAGCCACUUUUUACAUCUGCAGCAGCGACUGGGUUCUGGACGUGCAGAUGCCAACGCGAAGGAAGAAGAAGAGCAGAACUCAACCAGUCCAAGUGGUGCUGCGUCGCCCGCUUGUCUUGCGGACCCAUGGUGCUCCGCAGGGUUCGACAAGAAGGACGUGAUCGCUGCGACGCAACAAGUGGGGCCGGCUCCAUUCUCUUCGGUAGCAGAGCGUCGGAAGCUCUUUGAAAGUCCGACCAAGCCAGCGGAUGAGACGGCACUACAGGGACGAAAAAGUGCAACCCCGUCACCUUGGAAGCUGAAGAACAAAGGUGGCGUUUUUCCAUGCGCCACUGUCGGAGACGACGGACAGGAUGCUUCCCCCCCUCUCGCUUCUCGUCUUGAUCGCGAGCCAUUGCGGUCGCCGCUGCCGGUGGUAGUAGACGACGCCGCUGCAGCACCUUCUUCACCAAUUGUACAUGCGGCGGCACGAGCAGUGGCGUCUUCAAGUCUACCAGAACAAGGCGAAGCACAAGGAGCCUUGAACCCUGCAUCAUCUGGCAGUACAGAUGACUCCACGGCCAUCGUGGCUACAGCUGCGUCUCGUGCAGUAGUGCCUGCCGUAGAAGAUGAAGUAGUCACGGUGGUAUCAACUCCUAGAAUCGAGCCCAGGUGUAACGACGGUGAGCGCAGUACUAGCUCCGGUAGCACACGCCACUGCGCUGGCCCAGAACAAUCUGACGUUUUGCCAAUCCACAGCAACAGCAAACCAGUCCACAGCAUCGCUGGGGACAACGGGACUGCAACGGUGCAAGCAGGAGUUUCGUCUGAAGCUGGUCUGUUUGCACAGUCCCAGAGCACCUCCGCCUCCGGUGGCGCACCACCAGAUGGAGCGACGAAGAUGAUGUCGACUACUUCCGAAGUAGACUUGUCGGCAUUAUCAACCCCGUCAAACAGCCGCCAAAACCACAAGACUUCGGAGGCAGUGCGCGUGAAACGAAAUAAAAACACGGAAUCCACUGCUACAAAAGGAAAGUCAAAAAGAUCCCUGUCGUUUCCGUCAUCACGGGCAGGAUCCAAAAGCGAUGCGAGCGCCGGCGGUGCGGCUACGAACCACGCCGAAGCGCUAGGCCUGCAACUGCUGGCGGACUGCCCGCUGGAGGGAGACCUUUUAUCUGUAUCCUCAAAUUCAACUCCCGAGAUCGUCGACGAGGAAGCAGGAGGUUUUGGGAACCUAAUUCGUUCGACGUCCUAAUGGAAGAAGCUGCAAGUUUUCACGGUGUGGAAGUGGUAGUUGCGAUGUGAUUCCGAUUACGACAGGACGAUCAAAAUCAUGAUAAGUAAAGAAGAGAGAUGUUGAGGAAGAGGAUGAUCUGCAAAGAAAGUAGAGACUCUAAUUCAUCCUCAUGUCUUCCCCUUCCACCGAUGUUUCGCCUUUGCUUUGAUCCUGGUAGGAAAAAGACAGAAUUUUCGAUUGUACAACUAGGCUGUACUACAACAACGUUUCAUGAUCUGUUUCACGCUUCGAGUUUCUAUCGUGCUUGCGCGAAAAUUGAAUGAAUAUGAUACUAUUGCAACUUGGAAUUCUGACACUGAACACGUAUGAAUAUCAAUAUGGCAGAUCGCCGCGAGCGUGGACGGCGACUCCGGUGACAAAGCUAAAAAACCAAUGAAUAAAGACGACCAGCGAUUUGUAGUAAUGAGAAGUUGUAGAAGAAGACCGAUUCCAAAAAAAACAUCGAAGUCACAACCAAGAGAUCGG